AUGGAAUUUCCCAACCCUCACAUCGUCCCCCCUCAAAUCUCACACACCCACACGGCCAUUCUGCUCCAUGGCAGGGGAAGCAAUGGUCCCGAGUUCGCAGAAGAGCUUUUCUCUUCAGUGACAUCCAGAAAGCAAAACCUGGCCUCUUGCCUUCCCACCUGGCGUUGGGUUUUUCCAACCUCGCGAGAUAGAUGGAGCACCACAUUCCAGGAAGAAGAAUGCUCCUGGUUCGAUGCAUACUCCUUGACUGAUAUACAUGCACGACAAGACCUACAAAUCGACGGCCUGAGAGAGUCUAUUUCGCACGUUUUAGAUUUACUGGAAAAUGAGAUCAGACUACUCGGCGGACAAUCGAACCGUGUUUACCUUGGAGGAAUCAGCCAAGGAAUGGCAACGGCUUUGUGGGCAUUGUUUUGUGCUACGCGUCGGGUACACAGUCAGCUUGGGGGUUUUGUGGGUUUCUGUGGCUGGUUUCCAUUCGCCCGGCAGGUGGAAGAGUUGGAGACAGCCAACAGUUCCAGUACGUCUGGUGAGAAAACUGAGAUCCAGCAGUGUCAGUUGUUGGAUUUUUUCCACGAUACAAUCGCCUAUCCCAAAACCUCGCCAGCGGAUGUGGUGAACAAUGCAUCAAUUCUGUCGACACCUGUGUUUCUGAGCCACGGAACGGAUGAUCCGUGGGUCUCUGUAGAACUGGGUCGACAGGCAUUUCGCGUCGUGCGGCAGAUUAUGGACCAUGUUGAGUGGAGCGAGUUCAUGGGAGCGGAGGGAGACGGUCACUGGAUCAAGGAGCCGGAGGGAUUUGAUCGUGUUUUGCAGUUUUUUGAGAAAUGCACCCAAAGUUAA
Messenger RNA from Aspergillus glaucus CBS 516.65, 843 nucleotides. RefSeq names its product alpha/beta hydrolase. Gene Ontology annotation, molecular function: carboxylic ester hydrolase activity; palmitoyl-(protein) hydrolase activity. The record is from RefSeq and is a predicted model, not a curated record. NCBI's taxonomy places the organism in Eukaryota, Fungi, Ascomycota, Eurotiomycetes, Eurotiales, Aspergillaceae. The transcript has a single exon. Gene Ontology annotation, biological process: protein depalmitoylation. Gene Ontology annotation, cellular component: cytoplasm. The coding region runs from base 1 to 843 and encodes 280 amino acids.